Pungitius pungitius (ninespine stickleback) is the source of this 1394-nucleotide messenger RNA. RefSeq names its product eukaryotic translation initiation factor 4E-binding protein 2-like. Gene Ontology annotation, cellular component: cytoplasm. The transcript has 3 exons. The record is from RefSeq and is a predicted model, not a curated record. Gene Ontology annotation, molecular function: eukaryotic initiation factor 4E binding. The coding region runs from base 211 to 567 and encodes 118 amino acids. Gene Ontology annotation, biological process: negative regulation of translational initiation. NCBI's taxonomy places the organism in Eukaryota, Metazoa, Chordata, Actinopteri, Perciformes, Gasterosteidae.
CCAUGUGCUGACGUUGUGACGCCCCUAUUUGCAGCCAAUCGCAGCCCUCCGUCUCACGUGUUGUUUCCGCGAGUUGUUUUGGAUGUGCCUGCGCCACGUGGAGGCACGCGGUAACGUCGCUGCUUCCUGACUUCAGCCCCGCAGCGUCCUUCCCGUCCGUCUGUGCCAAACGAGUCCAACCGCAAGCCGAACCGUCAAGAGCAGUGAGAGAUGUCAGCGGGAACCCAGACCACCGGCAGCCGGGAUAUCCCGUCCGUCAGACGGGUCGCCAUCCACGACGCGGCGCACAUGCCCCAGGACUACUCCACGACUCCGGGGGGCACGCUGUUCAGCACGACGCCCGGAGGCACCAGGAUCAUCUACGACAGGAAGUUCCUCCUGCAGUGUCGCACGUCCCCUCUGGCUCGUACGCCUCCCAACCUGCCGGACAUCCCUGGAGUCACCAGGGCGCUCAAACCCAACUCCUCCAUCGACACCACCCGACCCGAGCCGACACCGAGCAGCAACGCAGCGCACCACCAGCACGCCGAGGACCACGCAGAUGCCCAGUUUGAAAUGGACAUCUGAGGAGGGUCAGCAGCGAGAACAAGGUGAUUCCCGACAGUACUUUUUUUUUCCACUACUGGGAUAAGAAGAAGAAAAAAAAUACUCAUUCGGGAUGAGACGCCUAGUUUUAUUGAGCUUUAUAAUCCACAAGAAGGCCUUUUCUGUUGAUGAUUAAUCUGUUUAAAAAGAAAAAAAACAUUACUGUAGCUAAUGCAUGAAAUUAUGUGUUUGUUUUGAAUAUGCUUGGCUUUGUAUGUGAGAUCUUUGACAAGCUAGUCAAAGUCUUCUUGAAAUUUAAGCAUUUUAUGUGAAUUUACUCAUUUGAGGACUUUAAGCACAUCUCUAGAAUUUUCAAUGUUAUUCAAAUAAAUGACUUGAAGUAUGGAGCUCAGUUUAAGGUUACAGUUUUCGCAGGUCAUUGUUUUGGAAAAUGUGGUGCAAUCAUUAAUUUGUUUCUGCCGCCACAUGGGGCCAUAUAAACACAACACUAUCAUGUCAUCUUGGGUUGAUUGGUUCAUAACACAUCUGUCUCUUUAGCUGCUACGUGCUCCUAUACGUUCACUAGCUCGUCAUUUGUUGGAAAACAACCAGCCCCUCUUUAUCUUUAAAGUUGUUCUUUUUUGGUAUGAGCUUGUGAGUGAGCACCUGUGCAUCCACCGCUAUAACGCGUAGAAAAGGUCUUAAGCACUUCAUUACGUCAUCAUUUGUCUUCACAAUUGUUUUUUUUAUCAGUAUUAAAAAACAACAAACACUUUGUCAAGAAAACCAAUAAUUUAUUGUAUUGUAAAUAGCAAACAUACAGGUGGAUCAAUGUGAACCAAACCUUUCAAUAAAGUUAAAAGCGCUUA